Purpureocillium lilacinum is the source of this 1377-nucleotide messenger RNA. RefSeq lists its product as uncharacterized. NCBI's taxonomy places the organism in Eukaryota, Fungi, Ascomycota, Sordariomycetes, Hypocreales, Ophiocordycipitaceae. Gene Ontology annotation, biological process: regulation of transcription by RNA polymerase II. Gene Ontology annotation, molecular function: DNA-binding transcription factor activity, RNA polymerase II-specific; protein dimerization activity; RNA polymerase II cis-regulatory region sequence-specific DNA binding. The record is from RefSeq and is a predicted model, not a curated record.
AUGCUCGCCGUCCAGCAGGCUCCCAGGAUGGGUUCUACGCAGCCUGACUCCGACCCCUUACUACCCUUCGGCUAUGCCGUUGACCCGACCCAGGAGUCCCUCUUCGAUGCCCCCGACCCUGCGCCGGGGGCACCGCUCCUCUCCGAGACCGACAGCAAGUUCCUUAGCUCCUUCUUCGAGGACUUGACGGCCAACCAAUACAACAUGCCGUCCUUCGGCGAGGGGCUCAACUUCAGUGAUGCCUGGCUCGACCUGCCACCGCAGUUCAUGGGCACGGCGACCUCGUUCGGCCCACAGUCCGGCUCUCUAGACUCCUCGGGCGACCAGGGCUACGCCAACAGCAACAACGGCCACAGUAACAGUAACGCUCAGCUCGAGCUGCAAAGGAUGAUGUCUGGUUCCAGCCUCAUGCCCCCUCCCCCGCCCCCUCCAUCACAACCCCAACCGUUCCAGCAGCAACAUUCCGACGACGUCCUCAGUGCUGCCGCGACCCUCCUUCAGAACGGCUCCAGCUCUCGGGGCAGCGUCUCGUCCAAGGGCGGUGACUCGCCGCAGUCGAGGCGGCCGGUCGGGGGGUACCCCGUGGGCCACCUGCGCCACCAGCCGAUGGAGGAGUUCAAGGAGGAGAACCGCAGGAGCAGUCUCGUGACGGAGCACGACAACACGUUCACCGAGUGGAUGUGGGGGUCCAAAGAGCGAACGCCGGUUCGAAAGGUCAACCUGGGCGAUAUCCAAUGGGGGUCGGAUUCCAAUUUUGGCACUCCACAAGGAUACGUCCCGGAGCCACACAAGGAGUCAGUCGAGUCUCAGCAGCAAACGCAGCUCAAAUGCCUCGAGUGCCUUGAGGUUAACAAGAGCGCUGCUAACACACGGCCUAGUAGCCCCGUCAACGGUCGCAGCCCUCUGGAACCCAGAGAUGGCUCGGACUACAUCAAGCGAGAGGACGACCCCAACGCGCCGCCUCGCAAGAGGCGCAAGAGCAAGAACGUCAGGGAGGCCGCCGAUGAGGACGAGGACGACGAAGUCAACUCGUCCAAGUCCGGCAAGAAGCGGAAGCCCAGGUCUGAGCGAAACGGUACCUCGCCACUGUCCGAUGCAACGGCUAGCAGCAGGCGGCGCAAGUCAACGGCCAACGGCGCCAAGCCUCCCCGCGAGAACCUCACCGAGGAGCAAAAGCGAGAGAAUCACAUCCGGAGCGAGCAGAAGCGACGCACCUUGAUCAAGGAGGGCUUUGACGACCUCGGAGACCUUGUUCCCGGCCUCAAGGGUGGCGGCUUCAGCAAGAGCACGACGCUUGCAAUGGCCGCCGAGUGGCUCGAGGACCUCCUCCGGGGCAACAAGACCUUGGCCGCCCAGGUAGCCUCGCUUGGCAGCUGA